Molecule: messenger RNA, 3348 nt
Organism: Pyrus x bretschneideri (Chinese white pear)
Lineage: Eukaryota; Viridiplantae; Streptophyta; Magnoliopsida; Rosales; Rosaceae
Product: pentatricopeptide repeat-containing protein At1g73710
Exons: 1
Coding region: 162-3185 (1007 amino acids)
Molecular function (GO): protein binding
Source: RefSeq, a predicted model, not a curated record
GUAAUGAAAGUUUCAGAAUAUGUGGUCGGUUUUAGCCCCGAGGCUCAUCUGGUUCCUACAUGAGAGGACAAAGUUGCAGGGGGAAAAACCCUAAUAACACACUCUGAGCUGAAAAAACCGGCGAGCCCCCACCGCCGAAGAGUCCGAGUAGAAAGCAGGCAAUGAUGCUCCACAGCCAGAGUUACAGCCCCAUGGAAUUAGGCCAAGAAAGUUUCCAGGGCUUAAUUCACAGCCGCACUUUUUCACCAAGUAAGCUUCGAAACCCCCAUCAAUAUCCUUUCAGAGCUAGGGCUUUUCUAGAAUUUAGCUUAUCCAAUUCUCCGAAUGUCGAAAACAUUGGGAAUUCACGAGCUCAGAAGCAGAAUUUGAGAGGUUCUAGGGUUUUGGUAGGGUUUAAGCUUCAGUGUCAUUCUAAAUCGUUGGUUUUGCCCACGAAAGUUUCUUCUGUUAAUGGUAAGAAGAAGGGGUAUGGAGGCAUGUUGCCUUCGAUUUUACGGUCUAUAGAGUCCGAAAACGAUGUUGAAAAGACCCUUAAUUCGUUAGGUGAAAAUUUGAAUCCGAAAGAACAGACUGUGAUUCUCAAGGAACAAAAGAGCUGGGAAAGGGUUUUGCGCGUUUUCGAGUGGUUCAAGUCACAGAAAGAGUAUGUUCCCAAUGUAAUACAUUAUAAUGUGGUGCUUCGGAAACUGGGUAGGGCUCAGAAGUGGGAUGAAUUGAGGCUUUGUUGGAUUGAAAUGGCGAAAAGGGGUGUUCUGCCAACGAACAACACAUAUGCAAUGCUCGUUGAUGUGUAUGGGAAAGCAGGCCUUGUGAAGGAAGCGCUUUUGUGGAUUAAGCACAUGAAACUGAGGGGAAUGUUUCCGGAUGAUGUUACUAUGAAUACAGUUGUUCGGGCAUUGAAGGAUGCAGGAGAGUUUGAUAGGGCAGACAAGUUUUAUAAGGAUUGGUGUACUGGGAAGGUUGAGCUCGAUGAGCUUGAUUUGGAUUCUAUGGGUGACUCUGUGAAUGGUUCUGACUCAGAGCCUAUUAGUUUUAAGCACUUCUUGUCCACUGAACUUUUCAAGACAGGUGGGAGAAUUCCCACGUCAAAGAUUACGACCUCAUUGGAUACACAGAACUCUGAUCGAAAACCACGACAGGCAUCUACAUAUAAUGCUUUGAUUGAUUUGUACGGGAAGGCAGGGCGUCUUGAUGAUGCUGCUAAUGUGUUUGGAGAAAUGAUGAAGUCUGGGGUGCCAAUGGAUGUUAUAACUUUCAACACUAUGAUCUUUACUUGUGGAAGUCAUGGUCAUUUGUUGGAAGCGGAAACUUUGCUUGGUAAGAUGGAAGAAAGGGGAAUUUCUCCUGACACAAGAACUUAUAACAUUUUUCUAUCUCUGUAUGCUGAUGUGGGGAACAUUGAUGCUGCUCUGAACUGUUAUACAAAGAUCAGAGAGGUGGGUCUUUCCCCAGACAUCGUAUCUCACAGGACUAUUCUUCAUGUGUUAUGUGAGAGAAACAUGGUCCGAGAAGUGGAGACUGUGAUUCGGGAUAUGGAGAAAUCUGGUGUGCGCGUCGAUGAGCAUUCUGUUCCUGGUGUCAUCAAGAUGUAUAUUAACGAAGGACAGCUUGUUCGGGCAAAGUUGUUUUACGAGAAAUGUCAGUUGAUUGGUGAGCUGUCAUCAAAGACAUGUGCAGCAAUUAUAGAUGCAUAUGCUGAAAAGAGAUUUUGGACUGAAGCUGAGGCGGUAUUCUAUAGGAAGAAAGACUUGGUGAGACAGAAGAAGGAUGUUGUGGAGUAUAACGUCAUGAUCAAAGCUUAUGGCAAGGCAAAGCUUUAUGAUAAAGCUUUUUCUCUCUUCAAGGGCAUGAGAAAUCAUGGGACUUGGCCCGAUAACUGCACAUAUAAUUCUCUCAUUCAGAUGUUCUCAGGAGGUGAUUUAGUGGACCAGGCAAGGGAUGUUUUAACAGAAAUGCGGGAAAUGGGUUUUAAGCCACACUCUCUAGCCUUCUCUGCUCUAAUUGCAUGCUGCGCUCGCCUUGGCCAGCUUUCUGAUGCAGUUGAUGUGUACCAAGACUUGGUAAAUUCAGGGGUCAAACCAAAUGAAUUUGUAUAUGGUUCUUUGAUCAACGGAUUUGUAGAAACUGGCAGAGUUGAGGAAGCAUUAAAGUAUUUUCGGCACAUGGAAGAAUCUGGGAUUUCUGCAAAUCAAAUAAUUCUUACUUCCCUCAUAAAGGCAUAUGGUAAGGUGGACUCCCUUGAUGGAGCGAAAGUACUCUAUGAGAAGUUGAAAGAUCUAGAGGGUGCCCGAGAUAUUGUUGCAUCUAACAGCAUGAUCGAUCUCUAUGCAGAUCGUGGGAUGGUGACUGAAGCUGAAUUGGUUUUUGAAAAACUGAGAGCCAAGGGUUGGGCAAAUGAGAUAACAUAUGCGACCAUGAUAUAUCUUUACAAGAGUGUGGGCAUGCUUGAUGAAGCCAUUGAUAUAGCAGAGGAAAUGAAACUGUCAGGUCUAGUGAGGGACUGCGGUUCAUUUAACAAGGUAAUGUCAUGUUAUGCCAUUAAUGGGCAGCUACGAGAAUGUGGCGAAUUAUUGCAUGAGAUGGUAACUCGGAAACUCUUGCCAGACAUCGGGACUUUUAAAGUAUUAUUCACGAUAUUGAAAAAAGGUGUUUCAGUUGAAGCCGUAACGCAGUUAGAGUCAUCCUACCAUGAAGGGAAACCUUACUCUAGGCAAGCGAUCAUCACCUCUGUCUUCUCUAUGGUGGGUAUGCAUGCUUUGGCGCUCGAAUCCUGUGAAAAAUUCACAAAAGCUGAUGUAAAGCUUGAUUCUUUUCUCUAUAAUGUUGCAAUACAUGCUUAUGGGGCGGCUGGGGAGAUCGACAAGGCUUUGAACAUGUUCAUGAGAAUGCAAGAUGAAAACUUGGAACCAGACAUUGUAACGUAUAUUAACUUAGUACGUUGCUAUGGAAAAGCUGGUAUGCUUGAAGGUGUGAAGCGAAUAUACAGCCAGCUGAAAUAUGAAGAGACAGAGCCAAAUCAUUCCUUGUACAAAGCCGUUCUUGAUGCCUAUACAGAUGCCAACAGGCAUGACCUUGCCAAAUUGGUUAGCCAAGAGAUGAGAUACGCCUUCUACUCAGACCAGCAGACGGUUUCCGAAACUAAAGACGAGUCUGAUGAGGCAACUUCAGAGCUAGAGGAUUUGUAAUUAUUUUGAUGUGAUAAACUCCAUGCGGUGUUACACUGUACAGAAACACAUUUGUUCAUGCAUCUAAUACUGUAUCGUAUAAAUGUACCAGGUUCGACGGAACAUGUACUGUAUUUCCCAUUUGUUAAAUUAAAUAUCAAUAAUAUUCCAACACUAAGCGCAA